Purpureocillium takamizusanense is the source of this 2715-nucleotide messenger RNA. RefSeq lists its product as uncharacterized. The coding region runs from base 1 to 2715 and encodes 904 amino acids. The record is from RefSeq and is a predicted model, not a curated record. Lineage: Eukaryota; Fungi; Ascomycota; Sordariomycetes; Hypocreales; Ophiocordycipitaceae. The transcript has 3 exons.
AUGCAUCCAACCUUCGCCUGCUUCGUCCUCGCCGUCUUCUGCAUUUCGGUCCUCUCCACCAAGGCUCUCCGCCUGAGCCAGAACGCACACUCGUUUAACACCGUCGCCUUCGCCAUCUAUCUGCCUAUCCUCUUCAUUCCCGACUUGCUGCUCAUUUCCGCCGAGUGGUUACUGCUGCGCCGCAAGAAUGGCAUUCUGCUCUCGGUUCUCGGCGUCACCGCCGCUUGCUUGAUCAGCACCACAACGCUCUUCGCUGCCACGUCGCAGCUUAGCUUCUGGUGGCAGACGGGCGGCGACAUUGAAUGGGCCGACGCAGCCGCCUUCGCACUGCACGAUGAGGGCCGAAAGGUUCUCAUGAGCGGCUCCGGCACGGCCAUGGCCAUCGGUAGCGCCAUUGUCGUCGCCGCCUGGAUCUUGAAGGGCAUUUUGUGCCGCUCCAUCAGCGCGUUUGUUGCCGCCGUAGAGGCCCGCAUGCUCGCUCUGCUACGCUGGACCACCGGAAAGCUGGGUCGAACAAAGCCUAUCAAGGGAAAUGGUGAUGAGAACUCUCUGCUGCCCAUGCGAGAGAUAUACAGCAAUGAUUCCGACUCUGAUUUCGACGAUGAUGCUUCCAGCGACCGCACUCUCCCUGUCGGCGAUGGCAGCCCACCACCCGAACGCCCGGUGGCGCGUCGACGGGUCGUUUCCUCCUUUCUGGCCGGCACUGUCAUUGCCGUCUUCCUCGCUUCGGCACUCAUCUUUGACACGGAUGGGCCCUAUGGCCGUGUACUGACAACCCUCCCCCUCCCUUUGCUCGACAUCUUUAGAGGCAAGACCAUUAGCUGCGAUGGCAGCACCUGGCCACUUCCCGACCUCGUCGAUAAAGUGCUAUGGGAGAAGCCCAAGGGCGAAUUCAAGGGGUGGGCACCCGCCGGCGUCGACAACCGCUUCAUCCAACAGUACCGCGAGCGCAAGCCUGACUGGGUACCUAUCAACCUACCCUCCGGCUUCGAGCGCUGGGACCCUAAGCAGAGGCAGAGAGCGAAGGAAGCCGCUCAUUCCGACCCCUCCGCAACUGCGACGGGCCUACCAGCGACCACUCCCACGCCAGGUCGCGACCGGUGCCCCGACCCCCUCAUUGAAGACCCUUUCUACAACCCUGUCAACGACCCCAUGAAGAUCAGCAACCUGGACACGGAUCUCUUGCAGCCGCUUCAAAAGGCCCUGGAGGGUGUCAACAUAAGACACAUUGCCCUUAUACAGAUGGAGAGCAUGCGGGAGGAGUUGUUUCCUCUGCAGUACGGAUCCGACUUGCACAAGCUGCUCAUGAAGUCGCAUGAGGAGAUCGAACUAGACGCAGCGAAUGCUAGGUUUGCCAAUUUGACAGUCAACAUUGAACGGCUUACGGGAAAGUCGGGAAACUUUCAAAAUGGUGCGGGCGAGGCUCUUGCGGGCAUGUCACAGGAGUGGGACGACAAAACCGAGCCCAGGUACGGCGGCAUCAACAUUAUUGGCGCCCAUACCACCAGCAGCGUCUCGACCAAAAGCACGGCCGCGAUUCACUGCGGCCUCUGGCCCAUGCCCGUUGACAUGUUUGAGGAGUCGCAGUUGCCCAACUAUCAGCCCUGUCUGCCUCAGCUCCUCGAGCUCUUCAACAGGAUGAAGGGCAAUUCGUCGGGCAAAGACUUUCGCGAGCAUCAGUGGUAUCCCGCCUUCUUCCAGUCCGUCACCGAUGGGUACGACAGACAGGACCAGUUUGACGACCGCAUUGGUUUCAAGCACAUUGUGACCAAGAAGCGCCUCAAGGUGGACUCGUUCCGCAACCCCGAUCUUCAAGAGAUCAACUAUUUUGGGUACCCUGAGACGGCGCUCAAGAGCUACAUUCGCGACUAUAUUACGAAUGCGACAGCCCACGACCAGCGCAUGUUCUUGUCACACUUUACGAGCACGACGCACCACCCGUGGGCGACGCCCGAGGGCUUCGAGACGGUCGAGUACAUGGGCUCAGCCCAUGGCGGUCUAGCUGACGCGCACAAGGACAUGAACAAGUACCUCAACACGAUACGGUGGACCGACGCCUGGCUGGGCGACCUGAUGAAGUUGCUCGAGGAGACUGGUGUAGCCAACGAGACGCUGGUUGUCUUCGUUGGCGAUCACGGACAGGCAUUCAAGGAGGACCACAAGAAAACGGGCACUUACGAGAACGGGCACAUCAGCAACUUCCGCGUGCCCAUUACGUUCCGUCACCCCAAGAUCCCGCGCGUGCAGCAUCACGUCAACUCGACGUCCAUCAGCAUUCUGCCCACGAUCCUCGACCUUCUCAUUAAUACACGAUCCCUGAACAGCAAGGACAGGGCGGCGGCAUCGGACUUGAUCCAGGAUUACGAGGGCCAGUCUCUCAUUCGGCCCUACAAGUCGACGUAUCGCGGACGGCGAGCCUGGAAUUUUGGCGUCGUGAACCCCGGCGGCAAGAUGCUGACAGUGACGUCGGCGGACGCGCCGUGGCGGGUGGUGAUGCCCCUCGACGGCAAGAGUGAAUACGUCUUCACGAACAUGGAACGAGACCCACUGGAGAAGCACCCGCGGUCUAAGUGGUCCAUCAACGGCCUCGUGUCCGACGUGAGGCGAAAUGACGGCGAGGAUGCGGCGGCUUGGCUCACCGAGGCGAACCAGGUGGCGCAAUGGUGGGGGGCGGAGCGAAAGCGACUCUGGCAGUACGAUGAACCCACCGAGUGA